This is a messenger RNA of Trichoderma asperellum CBS 433.97, 807 nucleotides long. RefSeq lists its product as uncharacterized. Gene Ontology annotation, molecular function: aldehyde-lyase activity. Gene Ontology annotation, cellular component: cytosol. Gene Ontology annotation, biological process: pentose catabolic process. The record is from RefSeq and is a predicted model, not a curated record. NCBI's taxonomy places the organism in Eukaryota, Fungi, Ascomycota, Sordariomycetes, Hypocreales, Hypocreaceae.
AUGGCUGUAGACACGGACUCUAGGGCCAUUGGCUUACCUGACGAUGAGCUCAUACGUAAAUAUGUUUAUGGAUGCCAUAUCUUGCACUACUACAACGUCGUGGACGCGUACGGCCACAUUUCGGUUCGCCUCAGCGAGUCCGUGUUCAUGAUGUCACGGUAUAUGGCCCCGGCGCUCGUAUCAUCCGCACAGGACAUGGUGUUAUACGAUGUUGAGAGCGGCGAAGCUCUCAAGGAAGACGCACCGAAAGGCUUCUCAGAACGAUAUAUCCAUUCAGAGGUAUAUAAGGCAUAUCCGAGCGUCCAAGCGGUCGUGCACUCGCAUUCACUCGAAGUGAUCCCCUUCUCCAUCUCACCGACGCCUUUACGAGCUUGUUUCCACAUCGCCGGCUUCCUAGGCACCGGCGUACCCGUAUGGGAUGCGGCAACGGUAUACAAAGAGAACCCUCAAGUGAGUAACGACAUGCUCGUUCGCAGCACGGAGAUGGGCGCAUCGCUGGCCAAAGCACUGGGCCCAGCCGAUGACGAAGGGCUGCCCAAGUAUCCAGUGGCGUUGAUGCGUGGCCAUGGCUUUGUUGCCACGGCCAACAGCCUGGAGAUGGCCAUCUGCAAGAGCAUCUACACCAUCCAUAAUGCACGUGUCCAGAGAUCUGCGGCGACGAUUGCGGGAGGCAUGGAGGGGGUGCACUUCUUCAGCGAGCGAGAGGCCCAUGACACGGCUCUAACAGCGAUGGCGGGAGCAGCCAAGCCGUGGCCGCUGUGGGUGGCCGAGGUUGAGUGCCAUCCGCUGUACAAGAACAAUGUGUAG